CUGAGACUGCGCUGGCAGCGGGCAGGGAGGCAGCGGCGGCCGGGACACGGGCUCCCAUGGCCGGGGCGGCGGACUGGUUCCAGCGGGAGGAGCGGAUCGGGCACAUCAGCGACAUCAGGGUCCACAACUUGCAGAUUGAACGAGUCAGGACUCAGAAGAGAACGUUUACGAGAUGGAUCAACUUCAACUUGGAGAGGUGCAAGCCUCCACUGGAGGUGAACGACUUGUUCAAGGACAUGCAGGAUGGGAAAGUCCUGAUGUCUCUGCUGGAGGUGUUGUCUGGACAGCCGCUGAUGCAGCACUACAAACAGUCGACACAUCGGAUCUUCAGACUGAACAACAUCGCCAGAGCCUUGAAAUUCCUGGAGGACGGCUACGUCAGGUUGGUGAGCAUCGAUGCGCCGGAGAUAGCCGAUGGAAACCCAUCCCUGAUCCUCGGAUUAAUCUGGAACAUCAUCCUCCACUUCCAGAUCAAGGAGGCCGCUGGGCACCUGAAGAUCUUCUCCCCCACAGCCAGCCUUUGUUCCUUGCACAAUGGGGGUGACGUCCACCUGCCUGGGGACCCUCCAAGGGCGACCGCGCCCACGGUUCCCUCCAAGGACCACAGGAAGGUGAUUAAGGCGCUGCUGAAGUGGGUGCAGCGGAGGACAGCAAAGUACGGGGUGGCGGUGCAGGACUUUGGCAGUAGUUGGCGGAGCGGCAUUGCCUUCCUGGCUCUCAUCAAGGCCAUCGAGCCCAGCCUGGUGGACAUGAGGGAGGCCAUGGAGAGGCCGAGCCGGGUCAACCUCGAAGAUGCCUUUAAGAUAGCAGCGGAGAACCUUGAGAUCCCACCACUCCUUGAACCUGAAGAUGUGGAUGUGGAGCGGCCUGAGGAGCAGUCCAUCACCACCUACGUGUCACAGUUCCUGGAGCACUUCCCUGACAUGGACGAGAGUGAUCUUCUAGGAGAUGCCUCUGAACCUCCUCUGGAAAACCCUUACGGCAACACUGGAGCUGCACCCUCAGAUCUAGCUGUAGAAGCAACCUAUAAGAGCCAUGAAAUGGUGCGCUACAAUGUGUUCAACGAUGACGCCUCGCCGCCACGCAGCCCCAAUGAGGAUGUCCACUCCUCCUUGACCAACGAGGUGUUCCAUGUCCAGCCGUUGCGCGGGGAAGAUGAUCGCCCCCAUGUUCUCACGGGUGGAGUUCCUUCCCAGAGAGAAGCGACUUCCCCCCCGGCCAUCCCUCAAUCCAAUCGCUCACACACUCCGUCUCCUCGAGAGAGGGAAUCCUCAUCUUCGCCUCUCCACCGCAGGUCCUUGCCGCCUAGCCCUGGCGCCACCGAAGCAGUGGAGGAGAUCUACGUGGUGUUACAUCCAGUGAGGAGGAAGUCUUCGAUGGGUGAGAAGAUACUGGUGUUGGAUAAGGACCCGUCUUGCCCGACCCAUCUCUCCCCGGAUGACGGGUCACCAGGUGCGGCAAAAACCGCUGGCUUUGGGUCUGGUGAAACUUCUCAACCUUCUGGGUCAGGGGCAAGUGUCUCCUCCCAGGAGGACUCCACGGACGAAGCAGCCACCCUCUCUUGCGGCUCGCACCACACGCAAGGCCUGUCGUCGUGUCCCGAAGCCCUUCUCGUCGGCGCGGGAAGUCCCGCCCGGCAGCGGACCGUUUCGGAGUCGUGCACGCAGACAGAGGGGAAGCAGUCUCCCCGACAGCACCAGCUCUUCCACCCGGCCUUCUUCAACGAAGAGAAGCUGUCGGUGAUCCCGCACAGCCUCGUCUAUUAUCCUCAUUACAACGUGCCCGUCUCCGAGGUUCUGGAAGCUUACUCCGUUACCGACGGCGGCGUUAGUCCUCAGAAGGAGAUCGACGCCGAGCUUCACCACGACGAAGAGUCGUCGCCACUCACGGACGAAGCUUACCAGUCGUGUUCCGAGCUCGGCAGCGCCUUCUCGCUGCAGGGGCUGAGUCUGACCAUCUCGGACUACACUCUGUACUCCCCCGACUCUGAUGGAGCCGGCCCCUGGAAUGACUCCACGCUCCCAGAAGCCGGAGCCAACACCCAGCCAGGAACUGAGACGUCCAAAUGCGUGUCUGCAGCACAGACGUCUGCUCCCCUUCAGUGGCCCGACGUGUUUCAUGAACAGCCCGACACAGACGGCGUCAACGGGCGUCGGGAUGAAAAGCCUUCGGUACCAAAGGAUGGAGAUCCCGAAGAGUCUCGGGGAGAUGGUCAGGAUGAUGAAGAGGAAUGGCGUGAAGAGGCAGAGGAGGUGGAGGAGCAGCGCUGGCAACUGCAGUCACACGCGGCGAGCAGUGGUACAGAGGGCAUUGGAGAAGGUGCGGAGAGGUCUGUGGAUGGAUGGGAGUUUGAUGCCAGCCUCUACCAGCCUGCCGUACUGCAGGCAACAGGGACUUCAAGCUCAACGGCUGCAAGCAAUGCCGAAGAUAUGAGAAUCGCAACCAGCCGCGACCAUCAAGGUUCUGAGGAGGAUUGCCUCCCACAACUGGUGGAUGAGCACCAUGUAACCUCCUGGCAAGAAGAGGUGAACAAGCAGGAUGGCAUGGAGCUGUGGCUGGAACCUGGGCAACUGCAGGAGGAACACUUUGAAGAUGCAGACCCUUCGGCAUGGACCGAGUUUACAGAUUGUCCGUCGAUGCUGAAUGAGACACAAACGACUGAGCAAAUCAGCCUCACAACCAGGUCGACCCUAGAGUCUCACAGGCCACGUCCGUCGACAUUUGCUCGUGGCAGCGAGGCCGGGGACCACUACGGCGAGACAACAUCAGGAUCUCCCCCUGUGCACCCUCAGCUGCCCUACCUGAUCAUCUUGCUGUGGAUGGUGGUCUACUGGAUGAUCGUUCUUCUGCACCUAGACCUGGAGUCAUCGGGGCCACCUCUUCUCCAGCUGACAGGCACCAAAUAGUCGCAAUCACCCUCCCGUUUACAGCUGCCGUUCUGAUGACUAGUUUAUGCAAUGCUGGGUUUUUAAUCUCGAUUGUACAUUUUUAAACAUUAUUAUAAAGAAUAUUCUAUAUUGAGUGGUGACAUCCCAAUGACUUUAGAAAAACCUUUAAUAGCCAAUUUUUACAAUUAUGUCCACUGGAUGGAAAUACAGAAUCCACUUUUUCUUCCGUAAAAUCUUCAAAGGUACUUUAUUGUCACUUGUAUCCAGAUGCAGUGAAAUUCCUAUUUUGUACACAGUUCUGUAAAAUUUUGACUAUACAUAGACACAGUUCUAAUUAAAU
Molecule: messenger RNA, 3228 nt
Organism: Amblyraja radiata (thorny skate)
Lineage: Eukaryota; Metazoa; Chordata; Chondrichthyes; Rajiformes; Rajidae
Product: calmin-like
Exons: 14
Coding region: 57-2906 (949 amino acids)
Biological process (GO): nuclear migration
Cellular component (GO): meiotic nuclear membrane microtubule tethering complex; cytoplasm; nuclear outer membrane
Molecular function (GO): actin filament binding
Source: RefSeq, a predicted model, not a curated record